This is a messenger RNA of Dentiscutata heterogama, 147 nucleotides long. The record is from the annotation of a GenBank genome assembly. NCBI's taxonomy places the organism in Eukaryota, Fungi, Glomeromycota, Glomeromycetes, Diversisporales, Gigasporaceae.
UUUCCUUUAACCUGGAUCCAGAAUGUUCAAAUGCGACUAAUAGCCCUUCUCUAUCCCAAUUAAACAAUUUUAGUAAUGAUUAUCAUUCUAUGGACAACAUUAGUAACAAUUAUCAUUCUAUGGACGAUAGUUCUGACAGUGAACUUA